Molecule: messenger RNA, 579 nt
Organism: Paramecium tetraurelia
Lineage: Eukaryota; Ciliophora; Oligohymenophorea; Peniculida; Parameciidae
Exons: 3
Cellular component (GO): cytoplasm
Molecular function (GO): calcium ion binding
Source: RefSeq, a predicted model, not a curated record
AUGAAUUAAACAUAAACUAACUUGUCACAAGUUAGAUAAAAAGAGAAAGUGUCAUUGAAUGAUGGAUUACCUAAAAUAGACCCUAGAACUGUAAUUGAAGAACUUAAAAGCCAUUUGUAUUCAGAUGACAAUUUUAAAAAACUGUUUUCUGAUGCAGAAGAUAAGAAAUACAGAGAAAAUUUUUAAUUGUUUGAUAGAGAUAGUGAUGAAAGAAUUAAUUUUACUGAAUUACAAGAACUAUUGACUUCAAUUGGUUAUGUUUAUGAUGAAUAAGAAUUGAGUGAAUUGUAUAAAGAGUUAGAAGAUUCAGAAGGUUAAGGUAUCAGGUCAGAUGCUUUGUUCAUUCUCGUGAGCAAGAAAAAGAGGGAGCAAGACAGAGAAGAAUAAUUGAUCGAGGCAUUUAAAUCAGUUGAUUUAGAAAAUACAGGGUAUAUUUAGAGUGAAUACUUUAAAGAAUUAUUGAUGACAUUGGGAUAUCGAUUUACAGAAGAUGAAGCAGAUGAGUAUAUGAAAUUUAUUGAUCCUAAAAAUGAGGGAAAAUUCCUUUACAUUGACAUUGUUAAGAAAAUACUUAAAUGA